CUUGUAAAACCCUGGUCAAGUGGGGUCGUGAUUGGCCAGUGGAGUUAGGGUGGGGUUUAUGAUCUAGGGUUUCUUCUUCUCCGCUCUCUUCUUCUGUUUGGCUUCUUCUUUGUUUUUGUUUUUAUCUUCUUCCAGAAAUGGAACUUCUGAGCAGAAGCGAGAGCAGAGGAACUGCUGCUGCUGCUGCUGAGUUGGUGCUGAUUUCCGUGGUGGAUACUAUGCUGAUGGGAACGAUUUUGGGGGCGGGAAAAUUUCUCCUUUGGCUUCUCUGUAUGAUUGGAUCUUCACAAAAUGGAGCUAAUUUAUUUGAUGAAGGAUCUGACAUAAAUAAAGGAUUUCCUCUUUCAUCUUUGAGAAAACUCAAAGAUGAAUCCGUGCCGGAGAAUAAAGAUGACGGAGAAUCCGAUGACGAUGAGGAGGAGGAUGAGGAUGAAGUUGGCGAUCAAGAUGAUGAUGGUGGUGAGGAAGAUUACUCGGGGGAGGAAGGGAAUGAGGAAGAUGAGGAUGAACUUGAGGCCAAUGGUGCUGAAGGAAGCGAUGACGAGGAUGGGGAUGAGGACGAUGAAGAUGAGGAUGGAGAUGAGGAUGAUGAAGAUGAGGAUGAAGAUGCCGAGGAUGAAGAUGAUGAUGAAGAUCAACCACCUCCUAAGAAGAAAAAGUAAAAAAACUCCAUCUUUCUCAAGAAUUUUCUCAUGUGUAAGGUGCUGGUCAUCAUUAUUGUGGCUGUUAGAUUAAGGUUUUAGAGGAGGGGCUGCCUUAGAUUAGGAAAAGAGACAUUUUGAAAGUUACUUUUUGAGUUUUUACUGUCUGA
Molecule: messenger RNA, 811 nt
Organism: Phalaenopsis equestris
Lineage: Eukaryota; Viridiplantae; Streptophyta; Magnoliopsida; Asparagales; Orchidaceae
Product: glutamic acid-rich protein-like
Exons: 3
Coding region: 138-662 (174 amino acids)
Source: RefSeq, a predicted model, not a curated record